AGGCCAAUCAAGUCUGGAGUCUUGAGCAGAGGUGUAUAAAUUUGAGGUGGUUGUCUUAGAAACGUCCACUACCGAAGAGUUGAACGCAGGAUUCCGCGAAAUCUCGUAAGGAAAACUUGCUGCGAGCAUCGAGUUUCUACAAAGCAAUUUCCAGGUGGCUUUCCCCCUGCAUGCAAUUUGGAUAUUGCAAUGUCUGAAGUGAACGUCUGCCCCCCUGUGAGUGGAAAUCCCCCUCCACCAGAGGUCAUAAAUUCCAAGAGGCCUGGACGUGUAACCAAUCAGCUACAAUAUCUGGAGAAGGUGGUGCUCCAAGCUUUAUGGAGGCAUCAAUACUCAUGGCCUUUUCAUCAGCCAGUGGAUGCAGUGGCACUGUGUCUCCCAGAUUAUUAUACAAUUAUUACAAAUCCUAUGGAUCUUGGCACCAUUAAGAAGCGGCUAAAGAAUAGUUACUACUGGCAAGCAGUUGACUGCAUAGAAGACUUCAAUACUAUGUUCACCAACUGCUAUGUGUACAACCAGCCUGGGGAUGAUAUUGUUUUUAUGGCAAAAACCCUCGAAAAGCUUUUUCUGCAGAAACUUUCUAAAAUGCCUCAGGAAGAGUUCGUGGUAGAAGUCACUACAAAGGACCUACAAAAAGGGAAACACUCUAAUGCAGAUGCAUUAAAGCACCGAUCCCUCAUGUCAGAGGUUGUUCUUCAGCAGACUGUGACAGUCAUUCCUCCAGAUGUCCCUCAGUCGAGCCUACCCAUCCAGCUCUCUGCACAAACUGACUCAACACUAAGCACUGAAAUGAGCAAAAAAGGUCUCAAGCGGAAAGCAGACCCCACCACCACCUCAGUGAUCACCAGCAGUGAAGUCUCCCCUGCUGAACAUUCAGCACCUUGUAUGCUGAUCUCCCGCAGAGGCAGUGGAAGGCCCAUCAAACGUCCUAAGAAAGACUUGCCUCUCUUUGAGGCCAAGAAGGUCAGACUGUCUGAGCAGCUCAGAUGCUGCAAUGAUAUCCUGAAGGAGCUGCUCUCCAAGAGGCACUCUGCAUAUGCAUGGCCCUUUUAUGUGCCAGUUGAUGCGGCUGCUUUGGGUUUGCAUGACUACCAUGAUAUCAUCAAGCAUCCCAUGGACCUGAGUACUAUCAAGAAAAAGAUGGAUCAACGAGAGUACGGAAAUGCAAAAGAAUUUGCUGCCGAUGUUCGCUUGAUGUUCUCCAACUGUUACAAAUACAAUCCACCUUCAAAUGAGGUGGUACACAUGGCAAGAAAACUUCAGGAAGUUUUUGAGGCUCGGUAUCUGAAGCUUCCCCAUGAAGCAGAGUCCUGUCAGACACCACAUCAGCAAGAAAGGGAAAAAGGAAACCGAAAUGGAAGUCUGUCAACUUCAGAAAGUUCUGACAGCAAAAGCUCAUCAUCUGAGGAAGAAUUUUCAUCCGAAGAGAUAGCCACUCAGCUCGCCAAUCUGGAGGAUCAGUUGAAGGCUGUCAGUGAUCAGCUGAAGAAGUUUGUCCAGGAUCCCAUGAUGAAAUCAAGGAAGAGAGAAAAGCUGAAAAAGGAAAAGAGAUCAAGGGAAAAGGAUAUAGCUCGGCUAAAGAACAAAUCCUUGAAAUACAAAUCUGUUGUUCAAAGAAUCGCAACCAGCAGGAGCUCUUCCUUGAAAGAAACCAGACCUCCUAAUCUCUGGGAAUCCAUGGAAGAUGAGGGUUCAGCCCCAUUGGCACCAAUUACUUACCAGGAGAAGAAACAGUUAAAACUGGACAUCAACAAGCUGCCUGGUGACAAACUGGGCAAGUUGGUGAAAAUCAUCCACACCAGGGAGUCUUGUCUGCGAGAUUCUACUCUGGAGGAGAUUGAAGUUGACUUUGAAAUGCUCAAGCCUUCCACACUGCGAGCUCUGCAGAGGUUUGUCGCAGAGUGUCUGACUAAAUCCAUCAAGAAUGUAACCAAAAAAAGACCAAAGCCCACAGGAGCAAUGCAGACUGCAAAACUAAAGGAUGGCGGAACGUCUCAGACUGUCGGCAAAGACCAGCACUUAACUGGUAAAAAGAGGUCAUCAGCUCAAGUCGUGGCCUCUCCUGGUCUCAGCUGCUCCUCAAGUGGGAGCAGCAGCAGCAGCUCAUCCGACAGCAGCAGCUCGAGUAGUCUUUCUACCGCCUGUGAUGUCAGUGACACUGAAUCAGUGCUGAAAAAGAGAAAGUGGAAAUCUAAAGACCAUUGCCAAAAGGUUAACAAAAAGGUGAGACAUGCUGCUGGUAAACAGAUGUUGGGAGGAGCAGAUUUAACGAAAGCAUCCGUCAAGACUUGUCAGCUUCUUGCUAAUGGGCAGUCUGUAAAGGAAGCAGACAGGGAAGGACAUCCAGCACAGCACGACGCAGCGCUAACCUGUGAUGACUUCACUUUAUCGCCUCCAGAUUUGUCUGCACUUUUAUCCCCCAUGGGAUCCCCCAUGGGAUCUCCCGUAGAUCCACUGGACUGGGCUGCUGCAAGAUUUGAGCAGGGUCCAGUGUUGUCCCCUCUUGGAGACAGCCCUCUGCAAACCAAAGACGAAAUAAGACCCAAUUUCAGAUACACUGCAGAUCUUCCUGACAACCAGUUGAUUAAUGUGCCUAACACUGAUGCUGCGAGUAAAUCUGCUGAGGGUGAAAAACCCCAAAUUCCCAAAAAGGAUAUUGUGGUGAAAAACACCGAGCCUUGGGUGAGAUUGGGAAGACAGAGAGAGACGGUGAUGCCACCUCCAAUCAAGUCCUCAAAAGAGAGCUUCCAGAUGUUUCGUGAAAAAGCACUGAAAAAGAAAUUGUUGGAUGAAAGCAAAGAGAUCGAGGUUCCUGAAAAGACCAGUCUACAAGUCGCAUGUAAAUCAGAACAAAACCCACAGCCUGUUAAGGAAGUUUCGGGUUUGCCUGGAAGUAUUUGCACAGAAGGUCCCUGGGAUGCUCCCAAACAUGUUGAACAGCAAAAGUCUAAAGAAACGCAACCUCUAACCACACAGUCGUCUUUAGAUAAAGAAAGAGAGCUGGCCCGCAAAAGAGCGCAGGAACGUCGCAAGCGAGAAGCAAUGUCUGGUAUCGACCUAACCUUGCAACGGGAUGUCAUGACUAGAUUUGAGCUUGAACUUUGAACUGGACAGAGAUUUAUCUGAAACGUGUUUGAUGUCUUGAUAGUUUUUUUUUUUUCCCUUUUGAUGCCCUGUACAUGUCAUUAAACCUAAUAAAAUAAAUGCUUCAUUUGUGGGGGUGGUAGUAAUUUGAGCCCUUUUCAAACAUCAUUAUAUCAUACUGUUAAGAAUUAAUUUUGUUAAUGUUCACGCAGAGAGUUUGAUCGGACAUGUUAGCGAUGGAGGAAACCACAGUAUACACACAAUGUUUGCACUUUUGCAACAAGCAUAUUUUAAUAUGCUCGUCUUUAUUUAGUGGAGUAGUUGGAAAAAAACAUUUUAGUUUUCUCUGCACGGUAUGUCCUUCUGUUUGUUGUAUAAUGCUGCUGAGAGGAUUAAAAGAGGAACAUUUUAAUCUUAAUGCACUUUUGAAACGAAACUGUUGAGAUACAAAUGCUAUUAUGUACAUGUUAUUGCAUCCCAAAGAUGUGGGAAAGACCUGGCGAGAUUGAUGUUGUAAGCAUUACGGAAACCUGACCAGGUGCUCUUUGGCACAACUUGACAAAAUGUUGAGGCGCCAUCAGGUGAAUGUAAAGUCGUGCACAUCUUAAAGGGGCUUUAAGUGCAAAUGGAUUUAGUCCUUACUUAGCAUUUGAUAAAUGCCUGCACUAGUGCCCUCUGGAUUUUUGCCUGACUGGCGUUAAAGUGCCUUCAUUAAAGAGUUAUGUUUUUCUCUACUGUUCAGAGGUUGAUAGAUAUGCAUGGUAAGCUAGUUCAUAUCCCAUGUACUGCAGUUUCAAUGCCACCUUGUUGAGUUGUCUACUUAAACAUGCAGCGGUUGUUCUGGUAUUAAAUGUUAAUAUCCUGUAAGUGUUUACCGUGGUUUUGUUAAUACUGACUUAAAUAUACUUGAAAUGUAAACAGAAGACUGUAGCAUGUUUACACACUGACUUUUUUCUUCUUUCAUAAAAUAUUCUUGGAUUUAAAAAAAAAAGAACUGAGCCAGGAAAAAAUAUUACAGUACCAAAGUUUUCUUUGUGCCAUUGACUUCUCAGUUCCUUGAGUACUUGAAAUGCCAAAUAUUGUGUUAGCUGUACAUGCACUGCACUUUGUUAUUCAUGCCAUUUUUUUCUUACUCAAUAAACCUUUUUCACUAAA
This is a messenger RNA of Neolamprologus brichardi, 4239 nucleotides long. RefSeq names its product bromodomain testis associated (gene brdt). NCBI's taxonomy places the organism in Eukaryota, Metazoa, Chordata, Actinopteri, Cichliformes, Cichlidae. The record is from RefSeq and is a predicted model, not a curated record. Gene Ontology annotation, cellular component: nucleus; chromatin. Gene Ontology annotation, biological process: chromatin remodeling; regulation of DNA-templated transcription.